Molecule: messenger RNA, 264 nt
Organism: Cooperia oncophora
Lineage: Eukaryota; Metazoa; Nematoda; Chromadorea; Rhabditida; Trichostrongylidae
Source: the annotation of a GenBank genome assembly
UUGGCUCCUUACUGUACACCUUUCCAGCUCAUAAUUGAAGCAAGUUUGUGCCAUGCACUUCUGAACGGGUAUCUAAAACAAGAUUUUCACUUCACGCCGUAUGCGAUUCACAGUUAUAUCGUCGCUGGCCCCAAAGGUGAGCGAGCACAGCAGACUCAAAUUAUGAUGAAAUGCAAGCAAAGUGACUGCGAUGUGACCGUGAAAGUGGCCAAGAAAAGGAAACUAGAUGUGGUAGCUGACGAGGAUUUUAUAGUGCUGGAAUAA